UCCAAAUAAACGGUACGCUACUGGAGGACCUCCGACGCAAACCUCGGAGCCUGAACUUGUUUUGCCGCUGCGAUGCUCAAGUUUGUGAAACUCUUUUUCUGGCUACAUUUGUUCAAUAGUGUUGCAAGCCGAACGACCCCUUACACUAAAAAUGAGAUUAAAACUAUUGAUGGUAGUAUCGCACCGGGACAAAUUACCUUGAACGACAUGUUCAGAGAGGUUGAAAAAUUGAUGGAGGACACGCAGCAUAAACUAGAGGAAGCGGUACAUCAGAUCAACAAUGAAAGCGCUAAAUCUCAAUUGUAUGCGCAAGAACUGGUUCCAAUUUAUCAUAAUUUGACUCAUUCAGAGGACGCGCUGGAUGACCAAGCCAUGCAUAUAGUUCAACAGAUCAAAAAGGAAACGGACAAUAGGACAGGGGAGAUCCAUCUCUCCAGAACAGUGAUUCAGACCAGUGGCAGAUGGAAUGAAAUUGACCACGAGUGCCUGAUCGAUGAGGACUGCGGAGAGAGCGGCUACUGUCUGUACGAGAUACUGACCUCCAAAUGCAUACCCUGCCAGGCCUCCUAUGCUACCUGCGGAAAGGACGAGGAAUGCUGUUCAGGCCAAUUGUGUGUGUGGGGAAAGUGCUCACCAGACGGUGUAAAAGGACAGUCUGGCAGCAUCUGUCAGUACCAGAAUGACUGCAGCCCUGAGAACUGCUGCGCCUUUCACAAGGAGCUGCUCUACCCGGUGUGUACCCCGCGACCCCAGGAGCAGCAGCCGUGCCACAGCCACCCCAACAUGCUGAUGGACCUGCUGCUGUGGGACGUGGAGGGCCCCAAGGAACACUGCCCCUGCGCCGGGGGCCUCGAGUGCCAGCCCCUCAGGCGUGGAUCUCUAUGCUUGGAUGUCAGAGGUGCAUCCGGUGAGGACAGCCCAGAUCCAGACUUUCUGUGAAGCAUCAAUGAGUUCCCAUGAGUUCUUGUGUGACUUUUCUGGCUCUAAAUGUGUUUUGACUCCAUUCUAUGAUUCACCACUGCACAAACAGAUGGGAGACAGUACAUUCAUUUACAAUAUGAGCCUGCAGAUAUUACACGUUGUACGAGCAUUUUGUGACACAACAGAAUAGCCCUAGUUUCUCUGUUGAAGAGAUGUAUUAGUAGUUCUGACAAUUAAUUGUAUUGUAUCUGUAUAUCAAACUCGUAUAUUUAAAUGAAACAUACCUUAGUUUUCUUGAAAAGAAGACUGUUGAAAUCUAUUAAAAUUCCUUGACUGCCUGAUGUGUUUCUCAGAAAUACGAAGGCAUUUAAACCUCCCGUUGUCGCUAAUGUAACACAAUACACAGCAGAUGGCAGUAUUCAACACAGUUUCCCCCCUCAGUCAGUUCUUGUAAACUAGAGAAAACUGGUUGUUCUUUAUACAAGGUCUUGUUCUCUUUCAGAAGACCUUAAAGACACAUUUUAACAAACUUCAGUGACGCAGCAGAUUCAGGAGCUAGAUUCUCUUAUCACCCUAAAAAUCAUGUACUAGAUUAUCACAAUAUCCUAAAAAUCACACAUGGGAAAGAACAAUAAUUCUUCAGAAUUGAAAUGUAUUUUGUGGUUUUGUGUGUGUUUUCAAAUGCAUUUUGGGGUUUUGUGACUGACUCAGUAUGCAGAUUUUUGCUCAUCAGUGUUUAUUUAUGACAAGGAUUUAGUGAAGUACCAAAUCUGUGAUAGGAUAGCAAUGUCUUCUUUAAUGGACAUUUCUCAUGAAAUGCGUAGCAGUUUAAGGGAGAGGGCCCAGAGGUUUACAACUGGGAAUGUAAUUGGGAAAGAGUUGCUGUUGAGUUUAACUGACGCAAAUGUAAAAGGUAAAAAAAAGCAAAGACAUGGUGUUUCAUG
Sardina pilchardus (European sardine) is the source of this 1865-nucleotide messenger RNA. It is a transcript of the gene dkk3b, whose product is annotated as dickkopf WNT signaling pathway inhibitor 3b. The transcript is spliced from 7 exons. Gene Ontology annotation, biological process: negative regulation of canonical Wnt signaling pathway; multicellular organism development. Gene Ontology annotation, cellular component: extracellular region. Gene Ontology annotation, molecular function: receptor antagonist activity; co-receptor binding. NCBI's taxonomy places the organism in Eukaryota, Metazoa, Chordata, Actinopteri, Clupeiformes, Clupeidae. The record is from RefSeq and is a predicted model, not a curated record. The coding region runs from base 73 to 939 and encodes 288 amino acids.